AUGGCUUCCUCCUUCGCACGGAGGGUGCCUAGCAAAGUCGGGUUCAAGACGGAUUCGCACUCUCUCCGACAAUCAUCGACUCGGUGCCUGAAUACACGGGCCACAUCUUACACACUCAACACAGGCGCCAAAAUACCAGCACUUGGGUUUGGCACCUUCCAAGAUCCAGACUCGCAAGAAGAGACCGUUAGCCGAGCUUUGCAUAAAGGCAUGCGUCUUAUUGACACAGCUCGCGUCUACGAUGUCGAAGCGCAAGUCGGCAAAGGCAUCAAACGUAGUGGAAUUCCUCGUGAGGAGAUCUUCCUUGGUACAAAACUAUGGUGCAGUGAUUAUCAUCCCGACGAUGUGGAGCGCGCGUUAGCUGAUUCGCUGCGCGACCUGGACACGCCGUAUGUCGACCUUCUUUUGAUGCAUUACCCAUGCACGUUCGCCCGGGGACAGAAUCGAUUCCCGCGAGACAGUGGUGGUAAGAUAAUACAUGGUACCACAACCUUUGUGGAUACCUGGAGAGCGAUGGCGAGCUUAACAAAGACUGGAAAGGUCAAGGCAAUCGGAGUUUCGAAUUUCAGCAAGGGGGAGAUCCAGAAGCUCAUCACAGAGUCAGAUACGGUCCCGGCAGUUCACCAAAUGGAAGUCCAUCCAUACCUACAACAGAAGGAAUUCAACGAGUGGCUGCGAAGCGAAGGGAUUCACGUGGUCCAAUUUAGCCCCCUGGGCAACAUGAACGAUUUCUAUCGACAAACUGGCUGGUCAAAAGAGAUCUCCCACAUGAUGAGGGUCAUCGAUCAACCAGCUCUGAAGGAGAUUGGACAGAAAUAUGGAAAAAGCUCGGUGCAGGUGGUCCUCGCCUGGGGCAUCAAUAGCGGUCGCUCAGUCAUUCCGAAGAGCGUGGUGGACUGGCAGAUUGAGGAAAAUAUUGAGGGAGACUUUGAGCUGCACGCGGAAGAUAUGGCUGAGAUUGGGAUCCUCGAUGCGAAGGCUCGGUUCAAUGAUCCUAGCUUGGAUUAUGAGUGGCGACUUUACAGUGAUUUGGAGGGGAUUGAUGGUACCGUCAAAGGAUUCACUCAUUAA
Penicillium atrosanguineum is the source of this 1071-nucleotide messenger RNA. RefSeq names its product aldo/keto reductase. The transcript has 2 exons. Gene Ontology annotation, molecular function: oxidoreductase activity. The coding region runs from base 1 to 1071 and encodes 356 amino acids. NCBI's taxonomy places the organism in Eukaryota, Fungi, Ascomycota, Eurotiomycetes, Eurotiales, Aspergillaceae. The record is from RefSeq and is a predicted model, not a curated record.